This is a messenger RNA of Pseudopipra pipra, 679 nucleotides long. RefSeq names its product feather keratin 1-like. NCBI's taxonomy places the organism in Eukaryota, Metazoa, Chordata, Aves, Passeriformes, Pipridae. The record is from RefSeq and is a predicted model, not a curated record. Gene Ontology annotation, molecular function: structural constituent of cytoskeleton. The transcript is spliced from 2 exons. The coding region runs from base 273 to 578 and encodes 101 amino acids. Gene Ontology annotation, cellular component: intermediate filament.
GUGAGGAGCAGCCUCUCACCCCACCACAGGGGACCAAAGGCAUGAACUGGAGGCAAGACCUGGGGGCUGUGUAGAGAGACCCACAGGCUUCUCCUUUUCCCCAGAAGAGCCCUGCCAAGAGCAACCAAGGGAGAUCCCAGCCUGGUCCAGAGCUCUGGAGACUCCUCAGACAAGCCCCAGCCUUUCCCCACGUUGCACCUUCUGCCCCCUUCCCUCACCCAUGGUCAGAACCUUCAUGGAACAAAGAAGCUGGUGCAGCUCCAGCCCCAGACAUGUCCUGCUACACCCCGUGCCGGCCCUGCCAGCCCUGCGGCCCGACCCCGCUGGCCAACAGCUGCAAUGAGCCCUGUGUCAGGCAGUGCCAGGACUCCAAUGUCUUCAUCCAGCCCUCCCCCGUGGUGGUGACCCUGCCCGGGCCCAUCCUCAGCUCCUUCCCACAGAACACCGCCGUGGGAUCCUCCACCUCCGCUGCCGUUGGCAGCAUCCUCAGCUCUCAGGGAGUGCCCAUCAACUCCGGGGGCUUUGGCCUCUCUGGCCUGGGCAGUGGCCUCUGUGGCAGGAGCUGCUUCCCCUGCUAAAGCUGCUCCCUGCUCUGGGCUCUCCCCUUGGAUCCACCUCUCUUCCCUCCCUUGACUCAUUAAAUUCUGCUGCAUCCCAGCCCACGCCUCCGUGUCAUCCU